AUGCUGCACGAGCUGGUGCACAACCAGAUCGGCCCGCACAGCGCGAAGUUCUACCGGAUGUUGGACCAGCUCAACGACGAGUGCGACAAGCUCAUUCGGGAAGGCAUAACCGGGCGCAACAUGCCAUUCGCUGGAGACGGGCAGUCCUUAGGAGGGGGGCGAGCCCCAGAAGAUGCUAGGGCCGCUGCGCUAAAGGCGGCGGAGAAGAGACAGCAGCAACAGGGUAUCAUGGGCGGCGGGGGGCAGCGGUUGGGCGGUGUUUCGGGCUCCUCGCCGUCGGAUGCAGUUUCCGCCGCGCAGCGUGCUGCGGCCGCCGCACAAUGGUGA
Molecule: messenger RNA, 327 nt
Organism: Ectocarpus siliculosus
Lineage: Eukaryota; Phaeophyceae; Ectocarpales; Ectocarpaceae
Source: the annotation of a GenBank genome assembly